Myotis daubentonii (Daubenton's bat) is the source of this 11158-nucleotide messenger RNA. RefSeq names its product cyclin dependent kinase like 2 (gene CDKL2). Gene Ontology annotation, molecular function: protein serine/threonine kinase activity; ATP binding. Lineage: Eukaryota; Metazoa; Chordata; Mammalia; Chiroptera; Vespertilionidae. Gene Ontology annotation, cellular component: nucleus. Gene Ontology annotation, biological process: protein phosphorylation. The record is from RefSeq and is a predicted model, not a curated record.
GAAAGCUGAAAGAAAAAAAUGUUGAGGGCCUGUCAUUUUACAUCUGUUAUAUCCUCUAAUCUGAUAACCCUAAGUUUUUUAUAUUUUUUAUAGAGGUGAACUAAAGUAAAGCUUGAAGACAUAGAAACCAUAACUGCCUGGCAUAUGGUGAUGAGGAUAGUGACUUCGGCAUAGAAAACAUGUGAGAGAUAUUUCAAUGAAUGAUGACAUCAGAAAUGACUCAGAGUGAUGUUUCAAAGCAGGCACUUAUAUAACAAAUAUGUGCUAGGUGACAAAGACUUGUAUAGCAUGCAGUGACUAUUAGCAUCUAAUAUGAGCCAGAAACCUUCCUAGAUGCUGGCAAUAUAGCAGGUAUAGCCUACUCUCAGGAAAUGUGUAUUUUUUUUAGUACUUCUUUCCAUAAGUAUUUACUUUUAGUUCUGAUUAGUCCUGGGCACAACACAACUCAUUUAGUCCUAACAGCAAUCCUUUGAGGAUUAUUACUUGCUUUACAGGAGGGUUAAUUCAAGCACAAUGGGGUUAGCUACUUUUCCAAGAUCACAUGGCUAAUGAGUAGAAUUAGUGAAGGUAGAGAACGUAAUAGUGACGGGAGAUGUUCCUUAGUCAUUAUCGAGGGGGUAAUGAGUGAGCUCUAUGACGAGGUACAUUGAAGGCCUGAAAGGAAGAGAAGGCAGUCCUGAGACCUAGAGGAAGAAUGUUCCAAAAAUAAGAAAGGACAUAUGGAGAGCCCCUUUGUUUAGAAAGUUUGUUGUAUUCAAGGGCAGUAAGGCCAGUGUGGCCAUAACAGUAAGCAGAUGAUAUCAAGAAGUAGGUAAGAGCUAAUUUGAGGGUGGCCUUGUAGUUUGUAUUUUACUCUUGUAUUUACUCUUGGAUUUUACGGGGAUUGUUGGGAUCUGAACAGGGAAGUGAUGUGAUCUGAGUUAGUGAGAGGCCUGUCAAAAUGUCAGCUAAUGGUAAUGGUGGCUUGGAUUAGAGCUGUAGAAGAGAUGGUGAUAAAUGGUUAGCUAGUAAGAUUUAUUUUGUAGAUAGAACCUAUAAGACUUUUAUGGACUGGAUCUUGAAUGUGAGGAAAAGAUAAUAUUCAAGGGAUUCCUGGGAAUUUAAAGUAGGAGUGGAUUGUGGCAAGAAAAUCAACAGUUUUCUUUUAGCCAUUUAACACAUUGUGAAUGGAUCACGAGAAUUGUCCCUUCAUAUUACACAGUGUUUUACAAAGUAUCAUAUUUUAAAAAGAUAUUAGCUUGUAAGAACAUGUAAUAAAUAACUUCAAAAUGCAAUGGGUAUUUAAUUUUAAAGCGUGCCUUUAACAUUUAUGUAAAAUGUUUUUUGUACUCGUUCAAUAGAAACUUAUCUGGCCACUGGAUAAAGCUAGUAAUAAAACUACUGGUCCGCAAUGUGUUAAGUUUCAUAUGCCAAUUAUAGAUCCAAGAAUGAAUGUCAUAUGGUAUGAUUUUGGAAUUCUGAAGAGAGCUCAGUGCUAUGAGUUAUCCAUAUAGGUCUUUGCUGCAGCUAUGGGAUUAGAUGAGAUUUCCUAAGAAGAGAGUGUACAGAGGAGAAGAAGCUCAGGACUGAGCCCCCAGAUACUCCCAAUAUUUAGGGUUCUAGUACAGGGGAAGCAUGCAAAGAAAAUUGAGGAAGACAAAAUAGGACAACAUUGAUGUCAUGGAAAGCUAAGUUUCAAGAGUUUAUCUCAAAAGGAAAUAAGCAGUUGAGUAAUGCUGUUGAGUGGUCAUAUAAGGUAGUGGAUUAAUUAGGGUGUCUAAUUGCUAUAAUAAAUAGAACCCAAGAUGUCUAAUGGCUCAGACACAAUAGUUUUUGUUUUUUUUUACCCCUAAUAUAAAAAAAUAGAAAAGUGAUAAUGAAGAGGCCAGUGGUCUGGCCCUCCUCCCCCAGACUAUAGUCAUCUCCACUGUAGCUAGCUGAAAGGGAAAAGGAACAUAGAGAAUGUUGAAUGGAGAUUUUUAUGGACCAGGACUGGAAAUGGUGCCCAUGUGACUUGAAUUCAGUCACCUGGCCACUCCUAACUGCAAUGGAGAUCGCACAAAAGAAACAAGCCACACAGGAAGAAGGAACUAGCUUAUUGCAACUAGCAAUCUCUGCUACAGAUGGCUUUGGCAGGAUGUAGGUCAUAAUGACUUGGGAAAACCUAUUUCAGUGAAGUGAUAAGGAUGAAAGCCCAAGAGAAUUGGAGGUAAGAAAUGAACAUACCUUUUUUUUUCUGUAGUUUUGCUAUGAAGAUGAACAGAGGAAUCUGAUAGAGGCUAGAAAGAGAUGGAAUGUUAAGAUUUUUCAAAAGAGGCAUGUUACUAGUGCAAACAGAAUGUAUACUAUUGUUAACAUUUAAGAAAUGAAUUCCAAGGUUUACACUUAUAGUAUAAAUCAGCCAUCACCAACCAGUGGUCCGUGAGGUCCGAAAGGUUGGCAACCGCUGCUGUAGAUGUGUUGGUUUAUGUUGAAUUUGGCAAAAUAAGUGGUAUAUUGUAUUUUAGGUUUCCAAAUUCCAAUUGUCUUACUUUAAAAUGUAGUAAUGAUGUUAUUGCAUCAACUACUAGGUUGAGAACAGAAUUCUAUUUUCUAUGGCAAGUGUCCAUCCAUCAAAGAACCAGAACUUCAAAGUGAAUCAGUCCAUUUUCUUAAUAGAAUGGUAGAAUGUAUUCAUAGCUGCAUGCUUCAUAUACUAUACUGAAAACAAUCUUACUUUUUGUUGUCUGAAGAUUUUAUGCCCUUUCCAUUCACUUGGUGACUCGAAGUGAUGCCCAAAACCCCCAUGACUAAUCAGUAUCUCAUGGGACCUAAGUGAGAGGUGGUUUUUCCUUUGUUUGUUUUUGCACAAAACACCCAAGCACGUGAUUGGGGAUGUCAAAAUAUGUAGAAAAUGACUGCUGCCAAAAGUCACUUAACAGAGAUGAUUGCUAAUGUAAAAGAAUUGGACUAAGCCAAAAUACAUACAUUUAUUUUAAAAGGCAGAUUUCUGGGAAGGCUGAAAAUUUCUUAUCCUCCUGUACUCUAUUUUUUUAAAUUGAGAUAUAGUUCACAUACAUAAAAUUCACCCUUUUAAAGUGCAAAAUUCAGUGACUUUCAGUAUAUUUACUUUAAAAAGUUGUGUAACACUAGUUCCGGAACAUUUUCAUCACCCUAAAAAGAAACUCCUUACCCAUUAGUAGUCACUCCUCAUUCCCAUCUCCCUCUCAGUCCCUGGUAACCAGUAAUCUACUUUCUGUUUCUUUAUAUGGAAUGUGUGCAGCACAGGAUUUGCCUGUGCUGCACACAUUCCAUAAAAAUGUAAUGGUAUAAUAUGUGGCUUUCUAUGUCUGGCUUCUUUCACUUAGCUUAAUGUUUACGAUUCAUCCAUGUAGCAUGGUAUCAGUACCUCAUUCCUUUUUAUGGCUAAAUAGUAUUCCAUUGUAUGGAUAUAACAAUUUAUCCAUUCAUCAGUUGAUGGACAUUUGAGUUUCACUUUUUUUCUCUAUUAUGAAUAUUAAUGCUGCUAUGAACAUUCAUGUACAAGUUUUUAUAUGAACAAGUUUUCAUUUUUCUUCAGUAUAUAUAUCUAGGGGUGGAAUUAAUGGGCCAUAUGAUCCUUAGUCUCUUCUAACCUUUAAUUCUUUAACACAUCUCUCAAGCUCUCCUCUCUAGUUGCUAACCUCGUGCACUCCCAUACUGUUCUCUUUAGAUUUUUAUAACAUUUUCACUUUUCUAAGGUUUUCCCCCUCUCCCCCACCCCCCCAGCUACAACUUUAUCAAGCAAACACACAAAAAUGAUAAUUGGGAAACUACAGCAGGGUGGGAGUGGGAGAGAAUCAUGUUGUUAUUUGCUUGUUUAGUCAUUUAGAGCUUUCAUGCCAAACCCUGGCAGCCACCCACCAGGAGGAUUUGACACAGCUUUUGGUGGGCAAGGUUAAUAAUAACCUCAAUCGCUGAGAACUCUGCUGCCAUUCUAAGGUAGGAGUUUCUUAUACUUUAAAAACCUGGUAAGAAAACUUGACCAGCAGCUUCAUAGAGAUUAUAUGUCUUAACCACAGAAUUACAUAUUUUUACAUUUCUACUGUUUUUCAAAAACCGAAAGGGAGGUUCCAAUAUUGCUCCUGAUGUUAGUUCCAACUUUUAUUGAGUAAUCCUCAGAGAUACAGCACUGAAUCCCAGAUGAUGAAGAUAGUGCCAUUCCUAAGAUCUUAAAUUGACAAGUUUUCUUUGACAAUAGCUUUCUCUCCUAUUAAACUUAUUCUUCAUGCCUAUGAUGACUGACUUCCACUUCCUCAAAGCCUCUAUAUUUUCAGUUUAUUAACCAAUUUCCUAUCUAGCUGGAACCUAUGGGCAAGCCAUUUCAGUGGUGCUUUUCUUCAUCAUCCUCGAUUUCUUCUUUGUUUAAUCUGUGCUGCAAAUUCUCUAAGAGGAAAUUUACCAUCUACUUUCUCCGUUCUUGUCCUUGGGAAUGCCAGGUCCCUUGAAACAGAGUCAGUAGUUUCAAGUGGGCACAUAUUACUAUUUUGAAUUCCUUUCAUAUCGAAAUGAGUUUUCUCAUAACUACCUAUUUCAAGGAAUUUCUGCUCUCAAGUCCUUAAGACUUAAUCUCACCAUUAUCUGUUUUGCAAAACUGAAGUUCUUUACCUGAGAAGAUUUAGGCCAGCUAAUGUGUCCGUCCAAUACUUUUCUCAGUUUUUCUUUAAACUCCUUUUUUCUAAACCUCUUCAAGGCUAAGCCCUUUUCAUACUUAAUUACUUUCUCUUCACUACCUGUCCUUAGUUUUUUUUUAAUCAAUUAUUCCUUUUCUUCACUCUUUAACGCCUCUCUCUUCAUUCGUCUUCAUUACAAAGAUUUCCCUGUGUUUUUUAAAUUAAUCUUGCAUCUAUAUAAUGCUAUCUCCUCUUUCGCAAACAUGUAAAUGACUUUACCUAGGAUGUGUAAUUCUUGAAUGCCCUGUCUCCUUUACAGUUGGCUUCAAACUCAAUUCUGUUUUAAAUUGUUUUCUCAAGUGUUACCUAUUCACCAAAUCCAAUAUUUUUUUAAAAGUAUAUUUUAUUGACUUUUUACAGAGAGGAAGGGAGAGGGAUAGAGAAUUCGAAACAUCGACAGAUAGAAAUAUCAAUCAGCUGCCUCCUGCACACCCCCUACUGGGGAUGUGCUGGCAACCAAGGUACAUGCCCCCGAUUGGAAUCAAACCUGGGACCCUUAAGUCCGCAGGCCGACGCUCUAUCCAGUGAGCCAAACCAGUUAGGGCCAAAUCCAAUAUUUUUAGUUUACCCUUUUGAUUGCCUGUGGGAUUUAAGCUUCAGGACCUCUUGCUUAGAGGAGCCUUUAAAAUGUUUGUUGUUGAAUAUUUUUGUAAAGUUGCAAAAGCAAAAUAUUUUUGCCUUCUUGUCAAGCUUCAGGCCCCCCAAACCUGGAUUUGCCAUUUUAUAAAAGGUGAUCGGCCCCUCAUAUAAAAGAAGUUCAUCAGAUUCUGUUAUAGCCUGAGGUAACAACAUUGGGCACGGCUCCCUUCAACUUGGUCACAGCAAAGGAAGGAACUAAUUGCUAUAUUAAAAUUUAUAUCCUGGAUUGACCAAAUACUUAUAUUAUUUUCAUACCUAGGUCCCAGGUCUUGUCCUUAAUAUUACAGGUUCAGGAACUAGUUUUUAAGCCUUUUGACCAAGGUGAUCAAGCACUGAAAAAUUAAUUCAUGCUAACCAAACUCUCAAAGGAUUAUUUAUAAACCAGAAUGUUUAUUAACAUACAAAAAGGAAUUAAUAUUGUAAUAUUGACUGGGUAUAAAUAUCUGCUAUCCAAAACACACUUAACUGAAUCAAGAUAGAGAUCAAAUAUGAUUAUAAAACGUUUAGUUUUCAUGACUUAACGUGAAAAUAACUGAGUGCUGAAGGCGUCCUUACUGCAGAGGUAUGGCCUACAGUGCACCCUAAACCCUGUUUCUUGUGUGACUUAAGCGUGUGCAUGAUUCUGAUCUACCAGUGUUGCCUGGUUAUGUAUGAAUUGAGUUGGUCUGUGCCUUAAAGAUCCCACCCCCCAAAUGCACCCAAUUUGGCUGCCAUACGCGGAUACUGCGUUCCCCAACCUUCCUCACUUUUGUCCUUUUAUUUCAUUCGUGUAUCUCCAUUCCCCUCACUUCCAGUGCCCAGGCUAUCCUCAAGGUCCCUCCUAACGUAAGUUCUGUCGUCACCUACCUACUUUUACCUUGCCUCACCUAUUAAUCAUCACCUCCGACCGACACCCUCAUCCCCCAUCUGGCCCAGACUGGCCCCACCUCUCACACCGAACCUUCCCGGGUGAGGGCGCCUCGGGCCGCUCCCCGCCCAGCGGGGAAGCUGCGGGGGAGCACUUUCUCGAGCUCUUUGCAUGACCUCCUCUCCCAUUUUCUCCCAGUCCUACAAACCACCACCACAUUUACCCUCCCCAUGAACACCGGGACCGUCUCCUGCCCGCGUCUGCGGGGGGAGGUCUCCAGCGAAGGCAGAAAGGUGUCUCCUUACUUAAUGUAGGUGUGUCCAGAUGCUGGCACCCGCGCCGUCGGGGAACCGAACCCGGGCGGAGCCCCAGGUGAAGGGGAAGGGUGGUUGGCGCUAAGCCAAUCACGGCUCAUGACAACAGGGAUCAGCCAAUCAGAACACGGGGUGCUUGGCGCAGGGUAAGGGCCCGCCCCCUUGCAGCUGGGUGGCCAACGCCUUCGCCAGGGCUGGCUGGAGCCGAACUGGUUUCCGAGUCCAGGGACCGGGCACCUUCCGAGCUGGGAGACCGCGCCCUCCCACCCCAGCUGAUUUCUCUGCCGGCCUCGGCCUUAGCAGGUGUCGGUCCUGCCGUGGACGCAUUCUGACCUGAGCCGUAUCUCUCCCUGGAGACUUUGUGCCUAUGGUUGGGGACAGAGUGAGGUCGUUGCCUUGACGACGGCAGCAUGCAGGCAGUGGUCCUCCUGAGCGUGAGCUUGGGGCGGGCCGAGGCCAAUCUGCCUCUCUCUGCUUCACCUGGCGCCCGUGACUGUGUCCUCACAAGGAAUCGUAACCGCACUGAAACUGCUAGUUUGCUAGUCAGCAUUUUUUAGACCCGCGGGAGAGAUGAAUUUCACCUCAAAUUUGUUUCCGAGUUGAAAACCUUUGGGUCUUUCCACGUGAAAGGAUAUUAAAGAAGCACAAGAAAAAAAUCCUUCUGGUUUUGAAUUAAAAUGGAAAAAUAUGAGAACCUAGGAUUGGUUGGAGAAGGGAGCUAUGGAAUGGUGAUGAAGUGUAGGAAUAAAGAUACUGGAAGAAUUGUAGCCAUUAAGAAGUUCUUAGAAAGUGAUGAUGACAAAAUGGUUAAAAAAAUUGCUAUGCGAGAAAUCAAGUUACUAAAGCAACUGAGGCAUGAAAAUCUGGUGAAUCUGUUGGAGGUGUGUAAGAAAAAAAAAAGAUGGUACCUAGUCUUUGAGUUUGUUGACCAUACCAUUCUUGAUGACUUGGAACUCUUUCCAAAUGGACUAGACUACCAGCUUGUUCAAAAGUAUUUGUUUCAGAUUAUUAAUGGAAUUGGAUUUUGUCAUAGUCACAAUAUCAUACACAGAGAUAUCAAGCCAGAGAAUAUAUUAGUCUCCCAGUCUGGCGUUGUCAAGUUAUGUGAUUUUGGAUUUGCGCGGACAUUGGCAGCUCCUGGGGAGGUUUACACUGAUUAUGUGGCAACCCGAUGGUACAGAGCUCCAGAACUAUUGGUUGGUGAUGUGAAGUAUGGCAAAGCUGUUGACAUAUGGGCCAUUGGUUGUCUGGUAACCGAAAUGCUCAUGGGGGAGCCCCUCUUUCCUGGAGAUUCUGAUAUUGAUCAGCUAUAUCAUAUUAUGACGUGUUUAGGUAACCUCAUUCCAAGGCACCAGGAGCUGUUUUAUAAAAACCCUGCGUUUGCGGGGGUAAGGUUGCCUGAAAUCAAGGAAAUGGAACCUCUUGAAAGACGCUAUCCCAAGCUCCCUGAAGUUGUGAUCGAUUUAGCAAAGAAAUGCUUACAUAUUGAUCCAGACAAAAGGCCCUUCUGUGCUGAGCUCCUGCACCACGAUUUCUUUCGUAUGGAUGGAUUUGCUGAACGGUUCUCUCAGGAACUACAGUUAAAAAUACAGAAAGAUGCCAGAAAUAUUUCUUUAUCUAAAAAAUCCCAAAACAGAAAGAAGGAGAAGGAAAAAGAUGACGUUUUAGGUGAGGAUAGAAGCACACUUGUGGUACAGGAUUCCAAUGCUGAUCCCAAAAUUAAGGAUUCUCGAGUAUUAAAGAUAAAAGGGUCAAAAAUUGAUGGAGAAAAAGUUGAAAAAACCAGUCGAGCUUCAAAUGUCAGCUGUCUCCAUGACAACGGGUCUAGCCACAUCAAAGCAGUGCCUUCAACAAGCCUCAGAGAUUGCAGCAAUGGCAGUGUGGACCACACAAGGAAUCCAGGCAUGGCUAUUCCUCCACUUACACACAAUCUUUCUGCACUAGCUCCUGGUAUUAAUUCUGGAAUGGGGACUAUCCCAGGAGUUCAGAGUUACAGAGUGGAUGAGAAGACCAAGAAGUAUUGUAUUCCAUUUGUUAAACCAAACCAACAGACUCCACCAGGCAUUUAUAAUAUUAACAUGACCAAACCAAUCACUAGUGAAAAGAGCCUCCUUCAGGCAAAUAAGAAAAGAAGAGAAUACGCAAAGACAGAUGUGCAUUUGCCUGAAUUAAACUAUAAUCAUCUCCCUGAACUGAGAGCCUUGGAAGGUGUAGCUCGAAAUUCCAGGCUAAUGAGGAAAGAGAACAAAAACCUUUCAGAAUCUCAAAUUCCUUCUCUGGCCGCUAUUGACUUGCAUGCCUCCAGUGUUACACUGCAUCAGUUCCCAUGGGCCAGGAGCCCGGGCCAAGCUGCUUCUCUCCUUCAGAGUCUCACAGGCCGAAAUCAAGGUGUCAUCAGGGCCGCAUUUCUCUCUGGAGGCUCUAGGGGAGAAUCCGUUUCCAGGCUCGUUCAGGUACCAGGAUCUCCCCUGCCAGAGGACUCGGAGGCUGACUUACCUUGGAUGGAACACCAGCACUGAAUGUCAGUUUGGUUCUGAACGGGAUGCUGCUCUAGCGCUUGAGAUGACAUCCUCCUGGAACAAAAGUGCUGAUAUCCCAGGAGGAGAUAGACAUGGUUUUGAUCAUUUACUUCUGAACUGCCUGCAUUUUCUGAGAAAUGUUUUGCAGAAGGAAAGACAAUGACUUCCAGGUGUUUCAAAGGAAGAUUGGGCAAGUGUCCUCCCCAACUGUCAGCCAUCAUCUUUGAAGUCCACUGAUGCUACUUCAAGAUAAUCCAAUGAAAGAAUAGUGAUAUGGUUCUCGUUACAUGAGUGUAUAUUUACUAUUAGUGGGUUGUGUAUUUAAAGGUACCCAAGAUUAACAGUAAGUAAAAAAGGGGAGAAAGAUUAUAAAAGUUUAUGUUACUUAUGCAUCAAACUUUGUGUGUUACCUGCAUUGAUGUGUACAUUUAUUUAGGAAUGUCUUUGUGAAUGUGGGAGCUAAAAACUAGGAUCAGUUGAAGAAAAUGAAAAAACUAGGAUCAGUAAAAAAAUAAAAUGUUUCCUUUACCCUAACCUAACUAUGAAAACACAUUUAAGACUCUUGCUUGUUUCUAGGCUUUAACAAGAUAUGUGACUGCUCUUUAUGGAUAGAUAUAUUUCUUUGGUUCCUGUGAGUAUAGUUGAUGUUUGAUCAGUGUAUCAUGGGAAUCUGCCUCUCUGCUGAUCUUCUAAGAACCACCCUAAAUGCAAGUUUCGCAAAGAACCCUUUUUAUUUCUAACGAUUUGGAUAGUUCUUUGCACUGUAUGAUUCUGGGGCUAACGUUCCUGUGAGCAGGAAUGUGACCGGGACAAGAGUGAGAAAGGAGAAUGCUGUAGGUCUACCUUGGAGUCGAAUACUUCUCAUUGACAAAAGAGGGAUAUCUACAAAACCAGGAAAUGGGAAGCAGGCUCACCAGUUGACUAUGGUCACUCUUCUCUGGGCUGACUCCUGCUGAACUCCCCAGCCGAAGAGGCUUUGGGCAGGGAUGAACUUUGUUCGGGACUUUACUCCUAUCCGCUGAUAGUUUGAAGGUGAUAUUAAAUAGAAUAUCUUUCUAAAAUCCCAGAGAUAUUCCUGUCUUCUUAUUUCCUCAAACACCUAGGCCUUCCCAAAAGCUUUUAACCAAGGUGCAAAAUUGUUAACCCACAGGACACACAUCUUUCCUAAUGCACUGGUCCUCAACGUUUAGGUGGGAGUGUUAAACCAAUUUGGCUCUCGUUUUUUCGUUUCUGGGUUUCUAGUCAUGCUCUGCAUUUACUGUUUUAGGGAAUGAUUGUUAAGGGGACCAGAAUUUGUGUGGGUUUUUUUUUUUGCCUUAACCAAUUAAUAGUAUGUUGUUGUUUUUUCCAAAUGACAUUGACUAGAACUUAGCCCAGGAAUUUUACUAGCACUUUUCUCUAUUACCUACCCUGUGGAGCUUAAUAUUAAAAUUCUAAUCAUAGUUACUUGAGCCUCAAAAGAGUAGGAUAUUCAGGAGGCAAAAUAAGGGGCUGCAUUGUAAAAGUCUAUGUAGGUGGCUCAAUUAAACUUUGAUCUUGAUUUUGAAGCUCUAUCUCUAAUCUCUGACCAGGUGUUUGACUAGAUGAGGUAUGGCUAACAUGCUGAACAAAGUUAGUGUAUAGGCAUUAAUAGGCCUCAAAUUAAAAUAUUAUUAUUUUUACUUUGAAUUAUGUUGUCAACAGCCACCACAGCAUAAAAAGCAGACACUACUUAAAAACCAAGUAGCUGUCCAGUUUAUUUCAAUGUUAAUUUUAUUAAAAGAUUGGUGUGAAAAUAUCACCUCAAUGUCUGAAGGUCUAGGAUUAGACCUUUUUCAUUCUAUAUUUGCUCUUGGUAUCUUUUAUCGAUUAAAACAUUUUGUGCACUUUAGAACUAAAGAACUAAAAACUAUUACUAUAAGUCCAAGUUGAGACUUGAAGCUCAUAUCUGUUUAGAAUCUUGGAAGUACUACUUGAAAAAGAUUUUGCAAACUGGGGCUAUAGACCCUGAACUAAAAUAAUUCCCCCCCCCCUUUUUUUUUCAAUUUAAGGUUACUUUUUCUUUCCUUACAAAGGAUAUGAUUAAGUCACAUACUAAUAGGAAAUAUGUAUAUGUACUAGUGGGAAAAUGGGCUUGCUGUGUGUAUGUAUAUUUUACAAUUAAUAAAUAUUAUAUGUUAUUGAGCUCCA